Messenger RNA from Phanerochaete carnosa HHB-10118-sp, 5108 nucleotides. RefSeq lists its product as uncharacterized. NCBI's taxonomy places the organism in Eukaryota, Fungi, Basidiomycota, Agaricomycetes, Polyporales, Phanerochaetaceae. Gene Ontology annotation, biological process: protein phosphorylation. The coding region runs from base 61 to 4353 and encodes 1430 amino acids. The record is from RefSeq and is a predicted model, not a curated record. The transcript has 5 exons. Gene Ontology annotation, molecular function: protein kinase activity; ATP binding.
ACACCGUCCGAGGCUCUUGCAUCUUUUCUCCUUCUGUCAUCCAUCGUUAAUGAAAACAAUAUGCCACAGUCAGGAUCAGCUAUAAGAAGGCACCAGCCCACGCUUUACACGCAUCCAGAGAACGACGCCGACGACGAAGAAGAGGGCGGCAGCUGGGGCACCUCCUCGAGACACUACAGUGGUACCCCCGUUCUAAACAGCGGCUCAAAAGGUCGUAACAAAGGAAGAACACGUAACGGCUUUUCUCCUGCCUUCACCCACACCAACACUGCCGAUCCAGAGCCCUCCAGGGCGAACCGAAGCAUCUACAACCAGUUCGUCAGACGGUACCGUCCCGGCCUCGGCGUCGACGAUGACCCUCGAAACGAUCCAGAAAGCCAUUACUACAACCGCGGGCUUGGACAGCUGCUGGAUGCCGGGGAUAGCGACGACGACGACAUGCGCAGCACGCUGGGCGGCAGCGACGGUUAUGACCGUCUCUCGUCCCUCCUAUUGGACUCCGAGCCUGCCGAGCCGGAGACGGUGGAGGACCGCGAGCGACUCGAGUGGCAGGCGAUGUUGGCAUCUGUCUUGGCUGGGGAUGUCCUCAAGUCCGAGAAUACGCGCAUCGCCGUCGCCCUCAAGUCUUCUACGGAUGAGGAAAGCAGCCUCCGCGCGAAUAUGUGGCUAGGGAUCCGCGCCAGAAUGUACGGGAGGACGGAAAGUGAAGAGCGGUGCAGGCUUGAGGACCGCAGGCUGCGCACGGUCGACACCAUAGUCAAGGAAGCCCUUGCUUUCCGCGUCUCUGACGUCCCCCCAAACUCUGGCCUCUCGCCGGCGGACCACGCCCUACGCGAAGUAAAUACCAUUCUGUGCCGACUCGACAUUGUAUAUUCGCUAUACCCAAGUUUGCGCGCUUUCCACAACGACUACCGUGCCGCCACCGAGACCGAGUUCCAGCAGAGAUGUGACACACUCAAUACCUGGUCCACAGUCAUUACAUCCCUUCGGCAACAAAUCGCGCUCCUCAGAAGGUGGACAGGGAGUGAGACUUUAAACGUCACGCAGCCCAUCUCAAGCGAUGCAGACACUGUCCCCCGGACGAGGGAGAGUUCGACUGGGACUCCCUUUGUGGAACGACUCCUCAAGGAGGAGGCGAUGCAACGGCAGUUCGAGAAGGGCUCCAUGACCACUAUACAUGCUCUCGUAGGCACUACUCGAGAUGCUCAUGUGAACCUCGCCGAAAUGUUCAAGAAGAUGAACCUACCCUCGUUCGAGCAAGAGCUUGUGCCGCUCGUGUCCUUCCUUACGAAUCUCGCGCAGGCUGUGCUGCGCGUGCGCCUGGACUAUGCGCAGAGGUUGAGGAAUCCCGACAUUCUUAUAAUCGACCAGAUGACCGAGGACCUGAAAGUCAAGAUCGGCUUCGCAUGCACGCUGAAGCGGCAGUACGAGGCAUUCUUAGUACCAGACCCGGGAGGAAACUGGAAGUUACCUCCAUGCAUCAGCGCUGACUACGACUCCGUCAUCUUGGAGGCGCUGACCUUCUUCUUCAAGCUCAUUCAUUGGAAGCUGAAGAGUGGAGCCAAGGGUAUUUAUUUCAAGGAGACGGACGUAAUCGAGGCCCAAUGGACCACCUUCAGCGACGUCAGUCUCAGCAUCCCAGGAGGGGCAUCACUCGUCGCUGAGCAACUCUGCGCCUUGACAAAUAAACUAAUGGUUCGGGUUACCAACUACUUCGACACUCAGAUUCGUAUACCUUUACCAGCGGACAAAGUCAAGCACCUUGAGGCCAAAGGUGGAGGUACGCCAAAUGGCAAUAUGACGACCUCAGCCUUCCAGAACCAUAUCCGCGAGGGCACUAUCUCUAACAAACAAAUGUCGCGGGAGCAGCUUAUCAGCUGGUACGGAAAGAUCCUGGAUGGUGUGAAGCAGCGGUACAGGAAACUCCAACGACUUGCACGUGUCCUCACCCAGCGGUUCAGUACCUCGGCGGAGUACGAUCUCGAGGAUGUACCAAUGGACUUAUUCAUCGCGGCACUCGUCGAAACCGAUCACUGUCUCGUGUAUACUCAGUCCUUCGAGGAGGACGGGACAUACAUUGUCGUGCCGGAUUCACUGAGACAGCAGCCAGACAAGAUCAGACGGAUACUCAUGGAUGCUUUUCACAUCAACGAGCCCGACGAGGGACCAUGGAUGGUGGAAUCUGGGGGCGACGUUGAAUAUGAAGAUGCGGAGCCAAACUACGUUCUUGUUCUCUCGCCACGGACGCGAUUCCUCUGGAACGGCAUGGUCCUGAUGCUUCAGCUGACGAAGUUCGACCUCAAGCUUGCGGACAAUCGAGUGCGCUUGAUAGCCGAUGGGGCCCAACAUCGUCUGGAGAUGGCGAAGAGGACAUUCACCGAGCUGUUCCUUGUCUAUGACGAGGAGGGGGAGGAAGGAGAGUUGAUCGAAGGUCCAAUGCCGCCGACCUGCAUCAUCGAACAACAGGCCCAUCUACCAUUGGUCAACCAUGAGCUGCGAAAGAUCAGUCGCGCCACGAAUCGCCUCGCUGAGUCGAUCCUCGAUUCCGUCCAGUAUGUCCGAGCUGCGUUGCGCGAUGCGGUAGGCUACCAAGAAUUGCUCGAGAACUGGUAUGUCUUCGCUUCCGAACACGGACAGCACGUCCAGAAGUACAUGGACCAUGCUGCUUCUCUCAAGUUCCAUCGACUCUUGAUCAAGCUUGCUAUCUCUUGGGUGUCCUUCAUCUGCGACGACUGCGAUCCAAACGAUCGGAAGACCUUCCGGUGGGCCGUUACUGCCCUGGAGUUUACUCUACAUCGAACGCGUCGAAACAACAUACUGAAGCUCCCAGAUGAGCAAUUCGAGCUGCUGCGGCAGAAAGUAGCAAGCUGUAUGACCCUGCUGAUCAGCCACUUCGACAUCCUGGGAGCUAGGUCUACGCUCGAAGCGAAGAAGGAGCAAGAGCGACAGGAAGAGCUUCUCAGGCAAACGGUAAUUACGCGAGCGAAUGAUGGGGACGACCUCUUGAAGACUAUCGACGACCAGGCCACGCCUCACUAUACCGAUCCCUACGUACGAAAGUUUUGGGAGCGAACCUGUAACGCUGUCAAUGAACUCGACGGCAGUCGCGCACGCGUUGCGGCCGAGCAGCACACUAUCGGCCGUGUAGUCGACGAGGAGAAGCUCGUCGACCGAUCGUUGCUCUUCUUGGCCGGGUCGAGCUCGAACAUCUCCAUUCGCUGGCAACAAGGCCGCUUCAUUGGCGCGGGCUCCUUUGGCUCUGUAUACCUCGCCGUUAACCUCGACUCGGGGUCGCUUAUGGCCGUCAAGGAGAUCAAGUUCCAGGAGGUCGCUGGACUUUCGAGCCUGUAUUCACAGAUCAAAGACGAGCUUGCGGUCAUGGAGAUGCUGCAUCAUCCUAAUGUGGUCGAGUACUAUGGUAUUGAGGUGCACCGGGAUAAGGUCUACAUCUUCGAGGAGUAUUGUCAGGGUGGAAGUCUUGCUGCGUUGCUUGAACAUGGGCGGAUCGAAGAUGAUGGGAUCAUCCAGAUAUACACGUUGCAAAUGUUGGAAGGUCUCGCGUAUUUACAUUCUAUGGGGGUCGUUCAUCGCGACAUCAAACCGGACAAUAUCCUUCUUGACCACAUGGGUGUCAUCAAGUACGUCGACUUUGGAGCCGCCAAGAUUCUCGCGAAGAACCAGAGAACAAUUCAGAGGACGCGUCGAGCGGACUCAAGCGCGGCGCCGGGCGCGCUUGGUGCGCUCGGGACGAACAAUAGUCUCACUGGCACUCCUAUGUAUAUGUCACCUGAAGUCAUCCGAAACAACAAGCGAGGCAGGCACGGAGCUAUGGAUAUCUGGUCGUUGGGCUGUGUCGUGCUCGAAUGCGCUACUGGCCGAAAACCGUGGAGUAACCUCGACAACGAAUGGGCUAUCAUGUUCCAUAUCGGCGUCGCGACUCAGCAUCCACCUCUGCCCGAACCCGGUCAACUUAGCGAUAUGGGCAUCGACUUUAUUCGGCAGUGUCUCACGAUUGAUCCAGUGCAGCGGCCUACAGCCGUGGAACUCAUGGACCACCCGUGGAUACAAGACUUUGCCGAGACUCUACGCAACUUCCAGGAAGCAGAGCUCGCGACGAGCCCUCCUGCAGAGAUGCCCUCCGACCCUGCUCUGAAACACGCAACUGUCGCUCGCCAGGCGGCCAUUGAGAAGGAAAAGGAGGUUGAGGCCAUUCAGUCCUUGUCUCCGAGCACCUCACCGCUCGAGACACCGUCCGGUUCUGGUUCUGGUUCCGAUUCGUCCUUGUCGCUCGACGAAGCUACGCUGUAUCCCAUUGAUCCCGUAGAUGCCGUGCCUACUGACAGCUCUCCAUGAUUUCCCACGACUUCUAUAUUAUCUUCGCAUAUACAUGUAGCUUAGUCCAUGUUUUCCUGUAUCAUUGCUGUGUCGUCGCAUCUUUCCAGUCGCACUUUUUCCGUAAUCAUACACACGAGUUUGUCUUCGCUAGGAAUAGCAUUACAUUGGAAUAUCGGUUUCACGACAGAAUCAGUCCACACUUAAACAGGGGAUAAUCAGGGAGUCAUCCGGGACAAUGUUUCGAAUACAGGCGUGAUCUUAACAGCGAAAAGCACAGAGCAGGAUCAAACAAAGAAGAACAAGGUGCGACUGGCGCUACAAAAAUGGGGCCAAUAUGGAUAACACGAUUAAACGCACGAGCGAGGUCACUCAAUGACCCAUCGUCUGCCCUUCAUGGAUGGCGUCUCACUGCGCUCGCUCCACGCGAUGCUGGUCUCGCUCCGCUGGCUGCUGCUGCUCUCCUGCCUUGCCAAGUGUCCCCGUGCGCGUUGCAGCCGCGGGUCUACGGCCGAAAUCGGCAGCGAGACGGGGGUCACGCCCUGGUUGAAAAACCGCGGACCAAGGACGCGCGAGCCAAGCGGGACAUGCGCGGGCUGGGGCGGCGCAACCUCGUCGUCAUAUAUGGAGGAGAAGGUUGGUACGGGAUUGUCGUAGGAGGGGAAGUCAACCUUCUCCUCAUCAAGCUUCUCGUCAUAUGACAGUGUGGCAGGGACGAAGUCGUCGCCUGGAAGGGGUUCUUGUGAUUGCACUGCAUGGGGUGGAACUAUGAGAAA